Messenger RNA from Elaeis guineensis (African oil palm), 2499 nucleotides. RefSeq names its product peroxisomal fatty acid beta-oxidation multifunctional protein MFP2. Gene Ontology annotation, cellular component: peroxisome. The record is from RefSeq and is a predicted model, not a curated record. Gene Ontology annotation, biological process: fatty acid beta-oxidation. Gene Ontology annotation, molecular function: NAD+ binding; (3S)-3-hydroxyacyl-CoA dehydrogenase (NAD+) activity. NCBI's taxonomy places the organism in Eukaryota, Viridiplantae, Streptophyta, Magnoliopsida, Arecales, Arecaceae.
GUUCUCCGGCGACGGAUCUUAUUCCAGUUUCGUAGCGAGAGAGAUGGCGAAGGGGAGAACAGAGAUGGAGGUCGGGCCGGACGGGGUCGCCGUCAUCACCAUCAUUAACCCUCCCGUCAAUUCGCUCUCGGUCGACGUAUUAUUCAGCUUAAAAGAUAGUUAUGAGCAAGCUCUAAACAGAGAUGAUGUGAAAGCUAUUGUUAUUACAGGAGCUGGAGGGAAAUUUUCUGGGGGUUUUGACAUCACUGCCUUUGGUGGUCUUCAAGGCGGACAGAGGGAUCAACCAAAAGUUGGCUAUGUUUCAAUAGAUAUCAUCACUGACACCUUAGAAGGUGCAAGAAAGCCAUCGGUGGCUGCUAUAGAUGGCUUAGCACUUGGUGGUGGACUGGAGGUUGCAAUGGCAUGCCAUGGGCGCGUUUCUACUUCUACUGCUCAACUAGGUCUGCCGGAACUUCAACUUGGAAUUAUUCCUGGAUUUGGAGGAACACAACGACUUCCACGCCUUGUUGGACUUACAAAAUCUCUUGAAAUGAUUCUGAUGUCAAAGCCAAUAAAAGGAGAGGAAGCUCAUGCAUUUGGUCUAGUUGAUGCCAUAGUUUCACCUGAGGAGUUGGUGAAGACUGCUCGCUGUUGGGCUCUGGAUAUUGCUGAAUUCAGAAGACCAUGGAUCAGGAGCCUUUACAGAACUGAUAAGUUAGAGCCUCUUGGAGAGGCUAGGGAGAUACUAAAGUUUGCAAGAUCUCAAACUCAAAAACGAGCUCCCAAUCUGCAGCACCCAUUGGUAUGUCUUGAUGUAGUUGAAGAGGGUAUAGUUUCAGGACCUCGUGCUGGACUUUGGAAGGAAGCAAAUGCUUUCCAGACACUUCUUUUCUCUGACACAUGCAAGAGCUUGGUUCAUGUCUUUUUUGCACAACGUGCAACCUCAAAGGUGCCUGGUGUCACUGACUUGGGUUUGGUUCCCAGAAAAAUAACUAAAGUUGCUAUUCUUGGAGGAGGUCUGAUGGGUUCUGGAAUUGCAACUGCACUAAUCCUGAGCAAUUAUCCUGUGAUGUUAAAAGAAGUCAAUGAGAAGUUCUUAAAAGCAGGGAUUGACAGAGUCAAAGCCAAUUUGCAGAGUCGUGUCAAGAAAGGAAAAAUGUCUCAAGAGAAGUUUGAGAGAACCCUUUCGCUUCUUACAGGUGUUCUUGAUUAUGAAUCCUUCAAAGAUGUGGAUAUGGUCAUUGAGGCGGUCAUUGAGAAUGUGUCACUGAAGCAGCAAAUAUUUGCUGAUCUGGAGAAAUUUUGCUCGCCCCAUUGCAUACUUGCUACCAACACUUCAACAAUAGAUCUCAAUUUAAUAGGAGAAAAAACCAUGUCUCAGGAUCGUAUUGUUGGUGCACAUUUCUUUAGUCCUGCUCAUAUCAUGCCACUCCUAGAAAUAGUUCGGACUCAUAAAACAUCACCGCAAGUUGUUACAGACUUACUAGAUGUUGGGAAGAAGAUUCGCAAAACUCCAAUAGUAGUUGGGAAUUGUACUGGCUUUGCUGUCAACAGGAUGUUCUUUCCUUACACUCAGUCAGCGCUUUUUUUAGUUGAUCGUGGUGUUGAUGUCUAUAAGAUUGACCGUGCAUGUACGAAAUUUGGAAUGCCAAUGGGCCCUUUCAGGCUUGCCGAUCUGGUUGGUUUUGGGGUUGCAGUAGCUACUGGCAUGCAAUACCUGGAGAACUUCCCUGAAAGAGUCUAUAAAUCAUUGUUAAUGUCAAUAAUGCUUGAGGAUAAGAGAUCAGGUGAAGCUACUCGAAAGGGAUUCUAUAAAUAUGAUGAGAAGCGGAAGGCCAGUCCUGACCCUGAAAUAAAGAAGUACAUCGAGAAAUCUAGGAGCAUGGCUGGCAUUACACCUGAUCUUGAGCUAAUGAAGUUAGCAGAUAAGGAUAUAGUAGAAAUGGUAUUCCUUCCUGUUGUAAAUGAGGCCUGCCGAGUCCUUGAUGAGGGAAUUGUUGUGAAGGCAUCAGAUCUUGAUAUUGCUUCCAUCAUGGGCAUGGGCUUCCCCCCUUACAGGGGUGGCAUAAUGUUUUGGGCAGACUCUCUUGGUGCAAAUUACGUCCACUCAAAAUUGAAUGCAUGGUCAAAUAAGUAUGGUCAACUUUUCAAGCCCUGUACAUAUCUGGCAGAAAGAGCUUCUAAAGGCCUAUCUCUGAGUGCCCAAGUGAAUCAGGCAAGGGCUCGAAUGUAGAGUGACCUAUCUGGCAAUAUUUCUCUUUGAAGAAGAUGUAAUAAAGGGGUGAAUAAUGACAGAGGGAUCAUAUAUUCCUAGAAUGUUGCAAGGCCUUUAUGUGGAACAUCCCUCGAGUAUUUUCCACAGUAUUCAUGCUUAUGAUAAUUCUGUGGAUUCCACCAUGUAGUAUUAGCAGUGGAUUGCAGUUAAACUAUUAAAGCAGAAACAAGUUAAAUUGAUGGUGAUUAUUUUGUAUCAUUUCUUAUGUGUGCCCGAUAUAUCACGAAGGUGUUUGGAUUUUCGUG